This is a messenger RNA of Grus americana (Whooping crane), 4431 nucleotides long. Its product is annotated as basic proline-rich protein-like. The transcript is spliced from 14 exons. Lineage: Eukaryota; Metazoa; Chordata; Aves; Gruiformes; Gruidae. The record is from RefSeq and is a predicted model, not a curated record. Gene Ontology annotation, cellular component: nucleoplasm. Bases 2467 to 4224 code for a protein of 585 amino acids. Gene Ontology annotation, biological process: negative regulation of DNA-templated transcription; protein localization to heterochromatin; negative regulation of gene expression, epigenetic.
CCCCGGCUCAGCCCCGCACGCCGGGAUCGGGGCUGCUGGGAGCCGGGCUGGCAGAGCGGCCGUGCGGGCAGCCGGUGCCGGUGCGGGGGGAGAUGAGAUACGGGGAAAAACGUGUGGAAAGCGAGGGAGCGCCCGAAGCGUUGCGUGGACCGUGACCCGGUCGGGCGUGGGGAGGUGCCUCACGGCCUCGUGUGAAUUUUCCAGGUGCUGGAUCCCGGCCGGGGCGGUCGCAGCCCCAAGGACGGCGCUCGGCAGGGAGCACCGGCGGUGCCCGUGGGCAGGACGGCGUUGCAGCGGUGGCGUUUGGAAAGCGUCUCUCCUGUUUCCUCUGCCCCCCCUGCCCGCGUCUGAUCCUUCGUUUUCUGUCCCUCCUUCCCAAAUUCUCCCUUUCCCUUCCACUCCUCCGCGCUCUUCUGCUCCGGUUUGCAGAUCCCAAACCGCUCUCCCCCCACCGUGAGCCCGCUGCCCUCAGCCCCCAGCGGGCUCUGGCCUUUCCCUAGCCGGCUCCCUCGUACGACCCUUGUACGCUCCUGGCGACCCCCCUCCUCAGCCUUUGCGGCUUUGGGGGGAAAAAAUAUCUCCCAGGCAUCGCCACCUUCCCUGGGAAAUGCCCGUUUCCAUCAGGAGGGGACUUCCCAACAGCAAAACUCACUUCGUUAGCGCCGUUAAGCCUUGCACGUGUGUGCCCGCUGCCAGGGCACCCUGCGCUGGCGCUGACCUGGGCAUCCAUCACCUUUUCUCGGUGCCCUGGUAAUAAUUUCCCUGUAAUUGCGGCCGUCCCUGCCUUGUUUUCCACACUCUUUGACAGCAGAUUAUAUAUUGCUGUGCCCACGUGGUUCCACAUCAAACAAUCGGGGACGGAGGAGCCGGGGUCACCGUGACGGCCGGUUACUGGCGGGACAGGGCGUUUGCUGGGCGAGCUGGGAUGAGAUCGAUGCACCGAGACGGGCCCUCGACCCCGCGCCAGCUCUUGUGUUCUGUGCCCGAGCUCUUGUGCCUGGAAAAAGCAGAUGAUGGGACAGACCUGCUGAAGUAACCUGGCCCGAGCAGAGCCGUUCGGUGCAGAGCCCCAAACCCGACGCAGUUUGCACCUUUCUGGGGUGCGCUGCGUGUCACCCAGCGCUACAGGGCCGAGUUCUUUUAAGGAUGCUUUGUGGAGUGAGAACUAGCCACAGGGUUACACGGAGAGCAAUCGGCAUAGCUUAUCUUUACCCAGAAUUUCCAGCAAUUAGCAUAGCUUUCCUAUUGCUCCCAUUUCCCUGCUCCCUGAGCGCUAGCUCUCCUCCUCCUCGGGGCCACCCAGGUCACCAAGCCGGGCUCCGAAAAGAAGACGUGCACCAGCCGAGGAGCCGUGGGGUUACGGAGCCGCUUGGCUCUCAGCAGUGACGGGGGGGGUGUACGGCGACACUGGCCACCCAGGCUGCGGCCACCUUUGUCCCUGCUGCUGUAUUCCUUUCCCAAACCCCAAAGAGCUAAUUGAUCCACCCAGUUAGUUAAUUGGUUUAUAGUUAUUAGAGACUAUAAUUAAUUGACCAGCUGGAAAGCUGUGUGUUAUCUGCCUGGUGGGAGCAGCGUUGAGGAGCAGCCAGCGCCGAUGGGCCACGGGCUGGCCCGUCCCAGCAAACAGCACUGCUCCUUUGCCGGCUUUGAAGGAUUUUACUCCACCUCAGACUUUGGGCUUUCCCUUUUAUCUCCUCCUUCGCUAACAUUUGGCAUCAGCGAGCUCAUCCCGAGCUUCCCUGUUCUCCCUUAUCUCCUCCUGCAAGGUCACAAACUUGUCUUCACGCUCCAUGUUGAUGUAGGGCUUUGCAUUACUGAGCAGACCAGUUCAGACCAGCUUGUUAUCAAAGUGUUCCCAGCCCCCAGCAAAACCUUCUGCUGCUGUCAGACCCUGACAUGAUGCAGAUGUUCAUUAAGCAUUGGGAAGACGAUGCGUCUCAUCGCGGGGCCGGGCGAGAUGGCUGUACCUUGUACUAGCACAUCUGGCCGGUGCUAACAAACUCCUGGCAGUGCCGUUCCCUGCGGGAAUGCCGGGAAAUAGGGAGGAGGAGACGCUGUAGGUGCCUGGCAGAGGUGCCCAGUGCCUGGCCGCCCCAGGAGGUGAUGCAUCGGACUGGCAAUGGGUGCGGGAAACCCUCUGAGCCGCAGCGGGCUCUUUCCCCGGGGCUGCUGGGGGGCGGCGAUGCUGCAAGCAGGGCUCAAACCCGGCUGCAGUGCUAGGAGGUGAACGGACACAGGCGGCUUCAGCAGCACGUUGGCCCCAAGCAGCUCCCGGUGAACCUGGCGGUGCUGCCGCAGGCAGUCUGGUGCCGGAGCCAACCGUGCCCGGGGAGCGAGGCUGCCCGUGCGGGGAGCGGGGUGCUGGGCACGCUGCUCCUCGGCCUCCCGGCGUCGGCAAAGCUGGGUGCUGACCUCCCGGGGCCCUUCUCCUCACUGGGACCCGUGCCAGGACGAGCUUUUGGCGAGAUGUUCUCACCGCUGGCUUGCAGGAGGGGCUUCCCGAGGGAGCCCGGUCCGUGGCAGGCUGGACCACUGCCGCCCCUCGCUCACGGUCCCCAGGACGUCUGGGACGAGCUGCCCUGGGAGCACCAGCACAGGAGAGGCAGGGGCAGAUGGCACCCGCCCGAUCUGUGGGAGCCCAGACCCUUCCCUGGCCCUGCCGACUUGCCUUGGGACGAGGAGGACAGGAGAUGGGCAGACCGUGACUGUCCCCCGCCACCCCCCUGGAAUGCCGGAGAACACCCAGGACCCGAGGACUGCUUCCGAGAGAACCGGCACCCGCCCGGUCCCUGGGAGCCCAGACCCUUCCCUGGCCCUGCCGACUUGCCUUGGGACGAGGACAGGAGAUGGGCAGACCGCGACUGUCCCCCACCACCCCCUUGGGAUGACAGAGAAGCCAACCGAGGACCUGAGGACUGCUUUGGAGAGGGCUGGCACCCGGAGCAGCCGCUGCCCAGCUCCGACUGCUUUGCCUGGUCUGAAUUCCCACCUGAGGAGCAGCACCUACCCCGGCCCCCUGCCAGAAUGCCAGGCGAGCAAGGCGGCUUCCAGGACGGCUGCCCGUCCUGGGGCUAUCGUGGCCUGAGUGGGAGACGCUACCGACGCUUACGCCAUAUCCGCCGCGAGUUAACCUUGGUCCAGCGCCUGCCGUGUCGCUGGCCCUCCAGAGGGAAAACGCCGUCUUUCAGGUCCUCUCCUUCCCUCUCUGGGACGAGCCAGCCGGCGGCCAAAGGAGAGGCGCGGCGCCCUGACGCUCCCCAGCCACUUCCUUCCUUCAAAGGUGGUGCACAGAGCAGGGAGCAGACGGCUCAGAGCCCGCCGGCGGCGAGCAGGAAGGUCCCGGAGCCCCCCAGACCGGCCGACACCCCUGAGAAGAGCCCGGCCGCUGAUCCCAGGGCUGUGACAGAGGCUGCGGAGCCGGAGCUGGCAGCAGGAGCGAUGCCGGUCGAGACGGGAGCUGGGCAGAAACCCACGGACGGCCGCGACCAGGACUCCUCUGCUUUGGAAACGGAGCCGGCGCCACCGGAGGAGAGCUCUGCGGGGCCAGAGGAGCACCUCGAGGUAGAGCCGUGCAGCCAAAGCGUCCCUGAGGCUGGCGCAGGUGGCGAGUCCCACGCCCGGGGUCCGACAGCCGCUCCGGAGCCUGCCGAGAGGGUCUGCGCAACGGCCGGCUCCGCUGGAGAUGUGGGUGCUGAGCUCUGCCCGCGUUCCCAGGGACGGCAGCAGCUGCCGAGUGGAGCUGGAGAAGCCGAGGCAGGAGCUGCCCGCGAUGGGCUUCUUGGUGACCUUCAGCCACCCGAAAACUCGCCGGUCCCACCUGGAGCUACCGCGGAGCCCGAGGCACAGCCCAGCCAGGCUUGCUCCGAUAUCUGCGCCGCACCAGAGACCUCACCGGGGACCCAGCACCCUCCUGGGUCCGGUGAGACGGAGCCGGCUGCGGGCGGCCAGCACCAGCUCUGCUCCACGCUCCCAACGCCCUCCCUGGUCAGCGCGGACCUCCGCUCCGCCGCCGUCCUCGCCAGGAAGGAGGAGAUCGAGCUGUCGUACCAGCAGUUCAGCCUGACCAUCGCGGUGGUGGCCACAAUGCUGCUGCAGAAGGAGCCCUCCAUGGAGGCGGCGCUGGGGCUGGCGCUGAGGGCCAACCUCCGCCAGGGCCGGAUCCAUCACCUCCAGGAGCUGGAGGACUUCAUCAACAGCUACGACUCGGCCACCCUCAGCCGCUGAGGGGGGGCCAGGGUGAGCGGCCGGACACCCCCUCUGGGUAGCAGGUGGCCGUGCCGGUGCAUUGGGGUGCUGGUGGUGGCGCUGAGCCCUCGGGUCACGGUGGUAUGGACGUGUUGGCACCAUCCCACCAUCUCUCUUGGAGAUGGAGGAGGGGGGUGCUUAGUUUUAGCCCUGCCCAGACCUGUAUGUGCAGCAAAAGGGGGAACU